UAUCAGCUGCUGGAAGAUCAUAUAAGCCAAGAGAAAGCUCUUCAAACAAGAUAUAUCAGAGAAGUGCUCAAGUGCCACAGAAAGUGAGUUCAUCUGAGCAACAUGGAGUACACAUUCCGAGCAGUAACUCACAGCCCUGGGAUUAUAAUCUGGAGAAUCGAGAAAAUGGAGCUGGUACAAGUCCCAGAGAAAUCUUAUGGAAACUUUUAUGAGGGUGACUGCUACGUACUUCUGUCUACACAGAAGGUGAGCAGUUCUCUGUGUUACGAUAUCCACUACUGGAUCGGUUCACAGUCCACUCAGGAUGAACAGGGAGCAGCUGCUGUUUACACCAUACAGCUUGAUGAAUUUUUGGGCUCCACUCCGGUCCAGCAUCGCGAGGUUCAGAACCAUGAGUCUGACGCCUUCAGGGGAUACUUCAAACAAGGAAUAAUCUAUAAGAAAGGUGGGGUUGCAUCAGGUAUGAGGCACACUGAAACCAACACCUAUGAUGUGAAGAGGCUGCUUCAUGUGAAAGGGAAGAAAAGAGUGAUUGCCAGGGAGGUGGAGAUGAGCUGGAAGAGCUUCAACCUCGGAGAUGUGUUUUUGUUGGACAUUGGAAAGACCAUCGUUCAGUGGAACGGGCCCAAGAGCAACAAGCAGGAGAAGCUGAAGGGCAUGUUGUUAGCCAAAGACAUCCGAGACAGAGAGAGAGGAGGUCGGGCAGAGAUCAGAGUGAUCGAGGGCGAUGCAGAGGGCAACUCCCCUCAGACCAUGGAGAUCCUGAAUGAAGCUCUCGGGGAAAGAACCUCCAGUCUGACGGACGGACCUCCUGAUGAAACUGCUGAUCAGGAACAGAAGGCAAAACUCACACUCUACCAUGUUUCAGACGCUGGUGGCCAGAUGAAGGUUACAGAGGUUGCCACCAGACCACUGGUUCAGGAUCUCCUCAACCAUGAUGACUGCUACUUCCUGGACCAGGGAGGGGCGAAGAUCUUUGUAUGGAAGGGGAAGAAAGCAAACAAAGCUGAAAGACAGGCUGCCAUGGCCAGAGCUUUGGAGUUCAUCAAAGCGAAGAACUACCCCAUCACUACGAACGUGGAGACGGUGAACGACGGGGCAGAGUCAGCUCUCUUCAAGCAGCUGUUCCAGAGGUGGACAGUAAAGGAUCAGACUCAAGGUCUCGGCAAAGCGCACACGAGAGGGAAAGUGGCUCACAUCUCACAGGAGAAAUUUGACGCCUCUCUGAUGCAUGUGAUGCCAGAAGUUGCUGCACAGGAGCGAAUGGUGGACAAUGGCACAGGACAAGUGGAGGUGUGGAGAAUUGAGAAUCUGGAGCUUGUGCCUGUGGACCCCCGAUGGCAGGGAUUCUUCUUUGGGGGAGACUGCUACCUGAUCCUCUACACUUACUUGGUUAACAACAAGCAGUGUUACCUGCUCUACAUAUGGCAGGGGCGUCAUGCAACACAGGAUGAACUGGCAGCCUCUGCAUUUCAGGCUGUGAACUUGGAUCAGAAGUAUGGUGGUGAGCCAGUCCAAGUGAGAGUAACCAUGGGCAAAGAACCAAGACACUUUAUGGCGAUGUUCAGGGGUAAAAUGGUCAUUUUUGAGGGGGGCACAUCUAGAAAAGGAUCCUCUGACCCAGAGCCUCCGAUAAGAUUGUUCCAGGUCCACGGCUCUGAUCCAUCCAACACAAAAGCCAUUGAGGUUCCAGCCCUGGCCAGCUCUCUGAACUCCAAUGAUGUGUUUUUACUAAAGAGCCAAUCAGGAAUGUAUCUGUGGUGUGGAAAGGGUUCAAGUGGAGAUGAGAGGGCCAUGGCCAAGGAGGUCAGCUCUGUGAUUGGCCAGAAAGACUCAGAAGAGACUGUGGCAGAGGGUCAGGAGCCCAUGGAAUUCUGGGAGUUGCUUGGAGGCAAAGCUCCCUAUGCUAAUGGCAAGAGACUACAGCAGACAGUUUUAGACCACCAGCCGCGUCUGUUUGAAUGCUCCAAUAAGACAGGCCGUUUCAUUGUGACCGAGGUGACUCAGUUCACACAGGACGACCUCAGUGAGGAUGACGUCAUGUUACUGGACACAUGGGACCAGGUGUUUCUUUGGAUAGGUAAAGAGGCCAAUGAGGUUGAGCGCAAAGAAGCAGUGGUCACUAGCCAGGAGUACCUGCGCACCCACCCGGGCAACAGGGAUCCUGACACCCCAAUCAUCCUGGUCAAGCAAGGGUUCGAGCCGCCAACAUUCACUGGGUGGUUCACAGCCUGGGAUCCCUCCAAAUGGAGCGGAGGAAAGAGCUAUGAAGAGUUGAAGAAGGAGUUAGGUGAAGUAGCAUCACCUGUUCAUGUUACACGUGAGCAGAACUGUGUUGAAAGUGUGAAAAACUUCCAGUCCUUUCCUCGUGAAACUCUGGUCAAUAAACUCGUCAAUGAGCUGCCCGAAGGUGUUGACCCAACCCAGAAAGAGAAACACCUCUCUGACCCUGACUUCAGGGACAUAUUUGGGAUCACCAAAGACGACUUUGCAAGCCUCCCGCAGUGGAAACAGCUGAACAUGAAGAAAGAAAAAGGGAUGUUUUGAUAUAUAUUUUUUGUUCUUUUAAAGGCAACAUGAGUUCUUUCUUUGUGUCCCCUCCCCUUAUUAACGUUCCACUUUGGCUAAAUAUCUUUGUUCACAGAUUUUGAUUGCAGGACUUUUUCUUCAUGCCCUGAACAUGUUGUGAUUCAUAAAUUUGUUUCAAAUCAUUGUAAUACAGAUUGGUUUUGUUUACGUUAUUUUUUUAACCUAUAUAGAUGUCAUACAAGGACAUUUGUAGCUAAUGGUAACAUUAUUUGAAAUCUCAGUAUGAAAAAAAACUAAAAACUAUAUUGCUGUGUGUUUAACACCCAGAAGUUCAGAGCUCUGAUUUCUCCUUUGAAUGAAGAUCGAGUUUGCCCUCUGUUGGCCAAGUAAUGUUACAGCAUGUCAGGUUAAGAAAAUGAAAAACUUUAGGCCAGUUACUUCAGUUACCUGCAGGAGUACAAAGAGAGCAGAGCUGCUCCUGGUGGAUUUCUGUUUCUAGAAAAGUUUGACAGAAACUCAUUGUUUAUGUCAUGAUUAUGAGAUCAAGAUCUGGUAAUUAGGAGAAAAGGUUAAGGCAGUAAUCGGUCACUUCUUUUUCAGUUUGAGAAGACAGAGGCUUUAAGGCACUCCUGAUUUAUUUGUUGUUUGAGACGGUGGGAGGUGUUGAUGUCAUUGGGUAAUGUGGACGAUAAUAUUAGAAAAAGGAUUUUCUUGAGUUUUUGUUUUUCUUUCAACAAAGUAUUUCUUCAAAAUGUAACAUUAAAAGUUAAAAAUCUUCAGUUGUGUGAAUAGUAAACUGUAAACGCAUACAUUUAUAUUUGUUUACAUUUUGUUAGUUCUUUUUUGCUAUGCAUCACUGAAUUACUUUGAUACUGAAGAAAACUGAAAAUUAAUUCCUUUUUUCACCUCCAAAUUUAAAACACAAAUUGUGUUGUGCUGUUGUAGCAGCUUGUGAUGCUGAUUCCUUUAUUGUGGUAUGAAUCUUGGUCAUGGUCAUGAAUAUUUUAAACAGAAGUCAACACAAAUCACUAAUCAACACCAGCAUUAUUCUCUCGUUUUAUUUUGAUAUGUCUGAAAUGUUAUAUCAGGUACAAGUAUAAAUUUUAUGUCAUUUACUGUUACAUCUGAACAUUGAAUUCAAGGCUCAGGACAAGUCAAAAAUAUUUAGACCCAUAAAGCACAUGGAAUUACAGUAAGAGCAUAUUUUUUUGCAUUGUUGUCUGAAUAUAAAACACAAAAACAAUUUCAUUACUUAAUAGAAUGUGAAAAAGUCACUGCUGUGCACU
This is a messenger RNA of Toxotes jaculatrix (banded archerfish), 3815 nucleotides long. RefSeq names its product advillin (gene avil). Lineage: Eukaryota; Metazoa; Chordata; Actinopteri; Toxotidae. The record is from RefSeq and is a predicted model, not a curated record. The transcript has 20 exons. Gene Ontology annotation, biological process: actin polymerization or depolymerization; barbed-end actin filament capping; actin filament severing. Gene Ontology annotation, cellular component: cytoplasm; actin cytoskeleton. Gene Ontology annotation, molecular function: phosphatidylinositol-4,5-bisphosphate binding; actin filament binding. The coding region runs from base 103 to 2547 and encodes 814 amino acids.